CAUCUGUUUGACACCAAGUUCAACUUUGCCCAGUGCGACAACCAGAGACACAUCGCCUGUCUUUCGGUACGAUAAAAAAACACGACCUUUUAACGGAUAUUGUCAAGAAAUAUGGGGCUUUUUAAACGCAUUCUUUCGCUUGGAAGCAAGAAGAGCAAGAAGAAACGGCCAGAGAUAGUUCACAACGUCGCGGUAGACGAAGUGGGCUGUCGUCCGCAGGCAUCCACUGACGACACAGAGGUCGCCGUGAACCUUCUUCUACGCUCAUCUUCAUCUAGAUAUGCCGUCGUUUCGGAGAUGGAUUGCACAUCUCUUCCACCCCUUCCUCACCCCAUCAAUGAGGUCUUGAUGACCCCCUCAGCAUCUACAUCGAGCCUUGAGAGUACGAACCUAUCACGCAGAGGAACCUACAGUGUCAAGGUUCACCCUCGUGAACAGCACACACCCCGCCAACAUCAAAUUUGCCAGGAGAAUAAGUCUACACCGAGGGCCCUUCUGCAUGACACAGACGCCGAUUUUAGUCAGCUUACUCGGCUUCGCAGAGAUCCGUCGGUCGCUAGUUUGUUAAAUAUGUAUGAUGAGCAUGGACAUUUACCUCCUCAAGCUUUCUCAGAUAGCCCUGAGAAACAGGGACGUGCUCAAACGAAACGAAGCGGUUCUACUCUGCGGCAGCUACUCGGCGACCCGAGUAAGACGGAUGUUAAUGCUACAGAGGGUGAUAUUUCUUGGGCCGAGCGGUAUUUGAGGGAAGGAAGUAGUGCAGCCACUUCGAUGUCCUCGCUCAUCCUUCGGACCCCAGAUAAUCCAGACUACCAGGUCUCUGAAACACACAAUCUUUUGAUACAUGAUAACGUUCAGCACGACACCACGAUCUCUUCAGACCACGAUCUUUCCUCAUACUAUCUAAACCCUGCAAUAUCCUCUAUGGAGGUCGAGCUCAGUGUGGGCUCAGAGUUGAACCAUGCAGAAACCGAUAAGACAAUAUAUCAAAACAGCGACCCUAGAACCCCUUCACGAGCUUCUCAAAUUUUUGGAUUUCUCACCGAGAAACGUCGGUCUCAAGCACCGCAGGAUUGCGAUCGGUCUCUGCCUGACCCACCCAGUGCAUUCAGCUCCCCAUCUCAGACUGCACAUGAGAAUGCUGGGAACGGUCCAUAUCUAGACCAAGAUCCGAAAACCCCCUUUAGGGCCUCACAAGUCUUCAGAUUUUUCACGGAGCGCCGCGGAUCUCGUCCACCAGAAGACUGCGAAAGGUCUCUACCUGAUUUGCCGAGUGUCUUCAGCUCUCCGUCCGACAAGGACUCUACCGAAAGUUCCACUUCACGUUCUCCAUCCGAUCGCUCUUCAUGCAAUGCAAUGCCGCUUAUUCCUGCGACACCCACCCCUACCGCAACUCUCAGUAACCUCGGACACCAUCGCUCCCAUGCCAUUUCUUGUGAAUUAUCUGAACCAGACUCCAAGACUCAGAAGUAUGCAUCACAGAUUUUGCCUCGAGCCCAUUCCCCUUUCGAGACAGGAUCAACGACCUGCAUUGGCAGUCAUGGCGGAGUUAUAUCUCUCGCUGAGCAGCCAGGUGAUACCAGUGACGACGUAACUGAGCUCAUACAAGUUCGUAAAGUCAAGGUUAUAAUGACCGUGCCCACCAAAGUCAUUGUGACUGCACCUACCCCUUCGAACAACCCGGAACAUAAUAAACUUCCCACUCGCAUUCCAAGAGGUCCUCGCUCGCUACAAAAGCGUUCUACUCGUAAUGGCUUGAAGGAGUAUCGACCCAGUCUAUUGGAUCGUUCCAAUUCGAGGUCUACGGUACAGAUCACGGAUCCGUUUACGCCCACAAUAUCACAUCCCCGCAAACUGCAUCGCACAUCUUCCUCGACUUCUUUAAAUUCUACCGAUCGUCAUAACUCGGAACCCCUCAAGUAUAGAAAGUCGACGACGUCUGGGUUAAGGGAGGCAUUGCAAAAGGAAAAUAACCUGGGUCUUUGUGUUAAGAAUAACCUUCCAUUUACCCCAAUACGCUCCAAUUCUUCGCGAUCUUCGCUAUUUCGAACUGUUGUAACGCCCUCGUCGUUCAGGCCGCCUCCUGGGGCGAUUCCUUCUCCGGCUUCCUCUUCAGAAUUGUCUCCGGUAGGCAGACAGAUGAUGAUAGAUGCCCGAAACUCGAAGCAAAAACCGAACCACCGGGUAGAAAAGGAUUGCAGCAGGAGAAAGACUCCAAAACGAAGUGCUAAUGCGGUCUGAAUUACGGGUGAAAAUGGACGCUGUUUCUUCUCGUGUUCCGAUAAAUAUCUCAUUUCAGAGCUAUGAUUAUGACCAAGUUCUCAGUCAUUUGUUCUUCCACUCCUUAUAUCAUUAUCCUGUGUACUUAUAUGGAUACCAAUUGAAGAACGGUCUCAGUCGGUCUCGCUCAAUGCUAGUUACCAAUCGAUGCAAUAUACAUAAGGACAAGCAGA
Marasmius oreades (fairy-ring Marasmius) is the source of this 2453-nucleotide messenger RNA. RefSeq lists its product as uncharacterized. NCBI's taxonomy places the organism in Eukaryota, Fungi, Basidiomycota, Agaricomycetes, Agaricales, Marasmiaceae. Bases 112 to 2241 code for a protein of 709 amino acids. The transcript has 3 exons. The record is from RefSeq and is a predicted model, not a curated record.